Messenger RNA from Cornus florida, 2056 nucleotides. RefSeq names its product scopoletin glucosyltransferase-like. The record is from RefSeq and is a predicted model, not a curated record. NCBI's taxonomy places the organism in Eukaryota, Viridiplantae, Streptophyta, Magnoliopsida, Cornales, Cornaceae. Gene Ontology annotation, molecular function: UDP-glycosyltransferase activity. The transcript has a single exon. Bases 403 to 1851 code for a protein of 482 amino acids.
AUAUAUUAUAUAAACAGAGAGGCAGCUUCAUACCAUGGUUCCAUGCUUUGUCUUGUCUGAUUGCUCAACUGUCAAGAACAAGCAUCACAUCAAGGCCAAUAAUGAAAUUAAAUUAUAUUAAAAUGUUUUUUUUUCUUUUUCUAAAGAGAUUAUAUUACCAAGAAGUUACAACAAGAAGUCAAUCCUUGUAUGUAUCAAAAUUCAGCAUCCCCUGCACAUAAAUAUUGAAUAAAGGGGUAGAACCAAACAAAAAAACCCAAAUUUAGUUCUUCUUCUAGCUACUAAUCAAAAACUCAUUAGCUUAGCUCUCUGCCACUUCCUAUCUCAUACUCAUUGCAAAUACAAUUCAAUACCUUAUUUCAGUCUUUUUAUCACCCUUGUUCCAAAACUCUACAAAGCCACAUGGCUUCAAAACCUCAUCAGCUGCACAUCUACUUCUUUCCUAUGAUGGCUCACGGCCACAUGAUUCCAAUGGUAGACAUGGCCAAACUAUUUUCCGGCCACGGUGUGAAGGCAACCAUUAUCACAACACCCCUCAAUGCGCCUCUAAUCUCUAAAACCAUCGACAUGGAUACCGAACUAGGCUCAAACAUCAGUAUCCGAGUCAUUAAAUUCUCUUCUUUGGAAGUAGGGUUGCCAGAAGGAUGUGAGAACCUAUCCUCUGUCACUUCUCCGGAGAUGAUUGUGAAGUUUUACAAGGCUACUUAUAUGCUUCAAGAACCAUUCGAACAACUCUUGAGGGAAGACAGCCCUGAUUGCCUUGUGGCUGACAUGUAUUUUCCAUGGGCUACUGAGUUAGCAAGCAAGCUUGGGAUUCCAAAGCUGGUUUUCCAUGGUACCGGUGUCUUCCCACUUUGUGUCCAUCACAGCUUAGUCCACCAUAAACCCUUCAAAAACAUUGAAUCAGAUUCAGAACCCGUCAUUGUGCCAGGACUUCCGGACACAAUAAAGAUGACAAGACGAGAACUGUCUGAUCAUAAUAGAGAAGGAGAAACUCAGAACUAUAUAGCCACUUUAUUUCAAGAAAUUAUGAAAGCGGAAUUGACAAGCUAUGGAGUUCUCGUGAACAGCUUCCACGAGCUGGAACCAGCUUAUUCAGAAUAUUACAGGGAGGUUGUAGGAAGAAAGGCAUGGCAUAUUGGUCCGGUUUCGUUAUUCAACAGAGACAAUGAACUUAAAGGCAAGAGGGGAAAUAAAUCCUCGAUUGAUGAAGAAGAGUGUUUGAAUUGGCUCGACUCUAAGAAACCAAAAUCAGUACUCUAUGUAUGUUUUGGAAGUUUAGCCGAUUUUUCAGCUGCUCAGCUACUUGAGAUAGCAAAGGGUCUUGAAGCUUCUGAACAGCAAUUCAUUUGGGUGGUUAGAAAAGAAAAGGAAGAAAAGGAAGAGUGGUUGCCAGAAGGGUUUGAGAAGAGAAUUGAAGGGAAGGGUCUGAUAAUAAGGGGGUGGGCACCCCAAGUGCUAAUUCUUGAAAAUGAAGCCGUAGGAGGGUUUGUGACUCACUGUGGAUGGAACUCGUUGCUGGAGGGAGUGACUGCAGGAGUGCCAAUGGUCACAUGGCCACUCUUUGUAGAUCAGUUUGCCAAUGAAAAAUUCGUGACGGAUGUUUUGAGGAUAGGAGUGAGAGUGGGUGCUCAGGGAUGGUCUAGAUGGGCAGAGGAUAAUAAGGGCUCUGUAAGGAAGGAAGAUAUAGAGAUGGCAGUGACUCAGUUAAUGGUCAGUGCAGAAGCUGAGAUAAUGAGGAACCGAGCAAGGGCAUUGAAAGAAAAGGCAAGGAGGGCUGUUGAAGAUGGUGGAUCAUCUUACUCUGAUUUGAAUGCUUUACUCGAAGAACUGAGGUCCAUCCGCUCCUGACACUAACUAUUAGAACAUCAUCUAUACAUCAAUCUUAUGUUCUAAGGACUUCAAAUAUGAAGGAUUAUGUCUUAGCAAGUUUACAAAUGAGAGAAACUGGUUUUAUAUGUCCUUCUUUUGUUGUAUAUGUUGAGAAUUCUGUGACUUUAUAUGUCAACUAUAUAAUAUAUAAACUACAAAGUCAUUCUACACCAUGAGUGAAGUU